CCACCCCGUCAAUAAAUUAAUAAGCCUCCAGAAAAUUCCAUCAACUCCAGUGUCUCCUCCAUUGUCUCCUCGUCACAAAGAAAAUGACAACAAAUCAACAGUUGUUUACCCCGAUCAAUGCACAUCCCUUCUCAACAAUAAACUCGUGAUAAAGUACAGCAACAAGAAAUAAAUAUCAGAAAAUACUGAAUAAGUGACGGACAGGUCACGUUGUUCAAGGUGAUUGGUCUGUCGCUCACAUGGGUACAUGACCAGCGUCUGUGUCAUACAUAACCGUCAUGCACACAAUCAGAAUAAACAACCAUCCCAGACAUUGUGAUUAACGAAAAAUUUGGUGCUGCUGUUGUCAAUCUAAUUGGACUAAUAAUCUCGUGAUAAUUGUUUCGAUGCGCGAGAUAUCGGAGGUGAUGAGAGAUACGUACUGGAGACGUACGGACGCCCAGCGUCAGGCAUAACCUAGAAUCAUUAGUCGUUGACAAAACCGUCGAAUAUCGAGGGAUUUGAAAUAAUUAACGGUUUAUGUGAUUGAACAAUUGGGAAAAUGGCUCGGGCAAUGGUCUACAGGGGCUCCUCGAAUCUCCUACAUGUGGAUCCACCGAAUGAUGAGGUGGACCCCCUGGAGCUCCCGAUAAAAGCCGAGCCAAGCAGUCCGCUGAUGGAGUCGGUCCCAGACUUCCCUGAGCCUCCCUACAACCCCCCAGACUCCACAAGCGCUACAGAAUCGCCAGAUCCGCCGGAGUCACGACCAGACCCCCUCGACUCACCAGCACCACCACAAGAUCCGUUCGACUCACCAGCGCCACCACAGGACCCGCUCGACUCACCAGCGCCACCAGAGGAUCCGCUCGCGUCACUAGCGCCACCACAGGACCCGCUUGACUCACCAGCGCCACCAGACUACGACUCCUCGGCAAGUUCUAGCUUAAAUUCCUCUAAAUCCCAAAAACCCCGGUCAUCAGAUCCUUUCAGAAUUGCCAAAAAUCCCAGGCGAAGUCGCCAACUAGCGCGAUUUCUCCUAAACAACCGAAGUAAACUCCGAGAAAGUAGACUCCGCACUAGGUCCCUCGCGAUAUCCGCAUCCUUGGCGUACGAAUGUCCCGUUUGUUACGCGCAGUACAAUGACCGCAGCGGUCUCUCAAAGCACCUGAGCUUCUUCCGCGGUGCCCAAAAGCGAAUAGUCUGUCACGUUUGUAGGAAAGCCGUAGAAACCCCUCACCAAUUGCUAUCUCACAGAAAGUCCUCCCACCGUCACAUCGCCUGGCCGGAGGCACCUUACAAAUGCGACCACUGUCCCCUCUCGUACUCGAGCAAAAUGUCCCUGCAAAUGCACCUGUUCCACUACCACGACCUAGCAAAUGACGAUAAACCGGUGAAGCGUCGGGUUAGAAAGGUCGCAAGGCCAUCAGUAGCUAGUAAUAUUCAAAUCGCGUCAGCUAGGAGCGAGCGCAAGCAAAGGAGAGACCAAUUGGCACUGGAGCGUAGUGAGAGCCUCCCGAAGCCCUCAACCGCGCGAAGGCGCUCGACAAAUCGGCCAGGGCCGAAAUCCUCGAAAUCCCCCAGGUCAAAUCCACCGCCCCAAUCUAGCAGUUCUAGCGCCAAUACCUCCAGUGCCAAUGCUCCCUUCGUUCAGAUCCAUGCGGUACCUCAGGAGGUUGAGGCCCUCUUGAGUGAUUACGAGGGCAGUCCCAUGAAGAAGACAAAACUUGACGAGGCCCAAAAGUUGCCAGAAGUGGUGGAACUCACGUGUUUGAGGUCAGGUAGAGCUAGGGCAAGACCCGAUGUAGUAGAGGAGAAACCUCAGGAAUUGGAUUCAAAGACUGAAGUAAAAGCUAAGACGCCGUUGAAGAGACCCUCGUUGCCUCAGCAAACUCCGAAGAGGAAGGGCACUCCGAUGAUACUAGCCACUCGAAAGGUGAAGCUCCUACAGACGCGUUAUAACUGUCGAGAGUGUUAUGUGUCUCUGACGAGAAUUGAAACACUCGAGACUGAAGUAAAUGAGUCCCCAGAACUGCUGUCUCAAAUCGAGGGCACAUCGAUCGAUCUUCAGCUUAAGAAUCUGGAGAUCGCUCUGAAGAAACUCGAGGUACCGCAUUCCCCCUGCCCAGAUGAGUCUCCAGUGAAAAUUGAGAAAACAGGUGACUCGAUGAAAUCUAAGACCGAGAUAUACAGAUCGAGCGUCUGUCGCACGAGAUUCACAACGAAGCAGAAGCUAAUCAAUCAUUAUCUGUGCUUUCACACUAACUCGAGUCAGGACGAGUGUGGGGUAUGCAGAAUACGCUGUGGUAAUUCUCGAAAAUUGAAGAAUCAUUUGUUGCUUCAUUGUGUCAAGAUCAUCCAGUCUAAGCAGGAUCGAUCGCCGAUUGAUCCCAAGGGGCCGUGCGAGAAGUAUCGGAAGAAGCAUUUGUGCCACGGCUGUAAGAAGCGAUUCUGGCUGAGGUCUUGCUUGACCAAACAUCAAGAGUUCUGUAGAUUUACUCAAUCAGAGAUUAAGAAAAUACCUGAGAAAAAGGAAAAUGCUAUUGUUUGUAACAAUGCAAUUGUUAGAAGAACCUCCCCGAGGAAACUUGAGCGCAAAACUAGUGAUAUACAAUCUGCCAAGGGUGAUUGUCAGGAGGAGAAGACUGUUCAUCAGGACAAGACCGAUCCAGUUGUCGCGGAAGUCAGUCGCGUUGAGUCACAUAACGCCACAUGGUCUUUACCUCCAAUGAAGAUUCACGAGCAACCCUCAGUGCCACCAGAGAAUCACUGGUGGAACAAGAAAGUAACUUCAGCAGUCCUUGGAAACUCCUGUUCCACCUGUAACAACCACUUUCAGACGGCUGCCAAUUUGGCAGAACACAAAAGGAAAUUUACACCGAAACAGUUCAGUCGAUGCGACAUAUGUGGAACACUGUUUCCAUCUAGAAAUCUCCUCUCCAGCCACAAGAAGAUGACCCACUUUCCCGACGCAGGCACAUCCAAAAUUAGGUGUCCUGUUUGUGACCAGGGAUUCGCUAAAAAAAGUAAUCUGCGUGCUCACCUCCUGCACAUCCAUUACGAUCAGAUAUCUAAAGGCAUCGAGGAGUGGAGACAGCCUACUACCGUUUACGAAAUGAAGUGUAAAGUCUGCAAACUCAUAUUUCAGAAUCGAAGAAGAUUCAUCGAGCACAGUUUGUACUACUUGGACGAUGAGAUGUACAAUUGCAACAUCUGUGACAGUCGAUUCGUUGGAAAAUUUCGUUGUCAUUUCCAUUUGAAGACCGAGCACUACUCGAAGGAGAUGCAGCAAGCUUACACUCAUCAUUGCCCGAUCUGUAAUGAGGGCUUCAUGUAUCAGUCACACCUACACGCUCACAUGUUUCACGUUCACGAUCUCGCUAAUGAUGCUGCAAUCAAUGGAGGUCAUCUAGUGAACACCGAUGAUCCGUUUGUCUGUGCCACUUGUGAGCAAAGAUUCGCGAGCAUCAAACUGCUGGAUCAGCACCAGAAUUUCUACUCUAACGACGGAAAGUACCAGUGCGACAAGUGUGAGAGGAAGUGUAGAUCUAUAUCGAUACUCGAAUGCCAUCUCAGAGCAUCGCACUCAAGUCGUACAGACGCUUUCCAUGCCAAAUGCCCAAUUUGCGGGGAGGGAAUAUCAUCGAAAACCUCUUGGAUCUCUCACAUCAAACAUGCCCACGCGAAUCCAACGAAUCAGCCCUCGGAGUUCUGUCUGGAGAACGUUUGUACACUCAACGAAUUGACCCGUGAGUCAGGAGAGAGUCACAGAAUCGGAGGACAUUCGAACCAGUCGACUGUGAGCCUUGAAGAGGAUGUAGUCCUGUUGGACGAGGACGAUGAUCUGAGCAUCCCGGAGGUCCAGACCGCCAACAUUGAGUUCAAUUGUGCCAUUUGCGAUGAAAAGUUCACCUCGAGCCAGGAGUUGAAGAGUCACAAGAUCACUCAUGGACCCGUUAACUACGUAUAUGAAGACAGCUUGAAUUACUCCAACGUCCAGCUGAAUCUUUCGUCAAAGGGGCAUGAGUUUAUCACAGAACCUCAACAAUUACCAAAAAUGCCGCUGAAUGAUUUCAUCGGUCAAUCCCUCGAGACGGCUCAUCUCCCCUGCAUCCCGUCCCAGGACUCAGGUGCUGUCCACAGUUAUUCCACCGACAAGGAUCCCUGCAACUUCUCAAUCACCAAUAUUUACUCAGUCGGAUUGGACGAGUACGAGAAAUUGGCGAAUAAUCAGCCACAGGACGUAACCACGAAGAAUAGCGAGGGGAAUGAGACAGCGGAGAUCCCACUGAAAUGCGAGAUCUGUCACCUUGUCUUCACUUGCGGCAAGACCCUCCAGAAUCAUCUGAUAAGAUACUCAAACUCUGGUGACUACGUCUGUGAGGUUUGCGGGAGAAGAUUCAAGUGGUUAAGGGUCUUUCGGUCACACAUCAGGAAGCAUCAUAAGAAGAAGAAUGGCGUUGUUCCGUUGUACUACUGCGAACAGUGUGACGAAGCAUUUGCCACGAGGAAUUCCAAGCACAUGCACUUUGCGCACAUUCACAGUGAUCUUCAUAUGAAGAUAUCCGAUGACGAUGAUGUGACUAUUGUUGAGAGUGAAGUUGUGGACAAAGCGGGAGGGAAUUUGGAAAGUGUCGCACAGGAACAAGCGAACAAGCAGACAAUUGAGGUGGACCUGACUGAGGACGAGGAGGAAGAUGUAGCUGAUCCACGAGUGGUCAAGAAUCCUGUGGAAUCAGCACCGACACAAACGGUGACACCUCUCAGUGCAGCGGUAAAGCCGACUGUCGCCCAAGCCAGAGUUCAGCCGACAGCUCAUCGUCCGACACAAGUCGCACCCAACAUCUGUCCAAUUGUCUGCAAUAUUUGUCACGUCGAGUCCAUCGACGUCGAGUUUUUGGUGAAACAUUUUGCAACAGCUCAUGGCAUUCGUCUGGCUCCUUACAAACCAAAUACACAGUAUGAUCCUGAGGUUCAAUCGAAUUAUCAAAAUGUCGCUGGCAUGAAAAAUCACUCGACUUAUCAAGUGAAUAGCCGAAUAGAUUCUGAACCACCAGCAUUGUUUUAUUACUGCAAGAGUUGUAGAAUUCAAUUUGCCAAUGAAUAUUCACUGCUCACUCAUCUACGCAAUGCACAUGCUAAAAAUGAAACGGUCGCGGGAAAACAGGAUAAUUGGAAUUCAUCGGAUACAAAUUCAAGUGGUGGAGGUGAGAGGGUUAUGGUUGGGUCAAAAGUUCAGGGGCAAUCAGCGGGGGUUGUCUCUAUGGAAACUUCCUUCAUCAAUUCCGAUAAAUAUAUGUCAAAUGCUGAUUCAUCAGCGCCUGAAAAUGCCAUGGAUCUGACGAAAAAGAGAACUGAUAAUGUUGUAUUAUCGAAAAUUGAUUUGGAAGGGGGGCCUGACAGGCCUUAUCGCAUUCUCGGGGGUAAAAAUUCGCAGAAUAUUCAAUUCAUUAGCGUUCAGAAGAAAGAUCUUGUUAGUUUGACGCGACAGAGAUUGCAGAUGAGUAAAAGUCCGGAGGGAAACAAUAUUCCUUGAGUGCUCCUCUCAAUUUUCCACAUUUUUUUCUUUCUCUUUUCACGAUCUUUGGUAAUUACGUGUUCAAUUUUUUCUUUUGUACUCUCACUCUGGUAAUUAUUUAAUGGUCAGGAUGGAGUGGUACUGAUGCAGUUUGUACUCUUUAUGAUGUUUUUUUUUAAAUUUUCGUUCCGCGGUGGAAACACGAGAGGCACGAAUGACAAAUGAGUAUUUUUUACAUAGGGCCUAGGUGAUUACCAUUGUUGUAAUUAAUGAAUACACUCUUCCGUAGGUAUAAGUCUACGUUUAUAUGAAUUCUGUACCGGUUACUCUAAUAUUUGAAUGUAUAAUUCUGUUUCAUCUAUUGAUGUUCUCAUUAUGCUUUUUUUUGAUUAUUCAUUGAUUCGAAAAUUGUUAAAGAUCGUAAUAAAUACCUAUUGUCAAUAU
Diachasma alloeum is the source of this 5938-nucleotide messenger RNA. RefSeq lists its product as uncharacterized. Bases 542 to 5512 code for a protein of 1656 amino acids. The transcript is spliced from 2 exons. Gene Ontology annotation, molecular function: RNA polymerase II transcription regulatory region sequence-specific DNA binding; DNA-binding transcription factor activity, RNA polymerase II-specific. Lineage: Eukaryota; Metazoa; Arthropoda; Insecta; Hymenoptera; Braconidae. The record is from RefSeq and is a predicted model, not a curated record. Gene Ontology annotation, biological process: regulation of transcription by RNA polymerase II. Gene Ontology annotation, cellular component: nucleus.